Messenger RNA from Candoia aspera, 3826 nucleotides. RefSeq names its product acyl-CoA synthetase bubblegum family member 2 (gene ACSBG2). Bases 32 to 2005 code for a protein of 657 amino acids. Gene Ontology annotation, cellular component: membrane; endoplasmic reticulum. The record is from RefSeq and is a predicted model, not a curated record. The transcript is spliced from 13 exons. Gene Ontology annotation, molecular function: long-chain fatty acid-CoA ligase activity. Lineage: Eukaryota; Metazoa; Chordata; Lepidosauria; Squamata; Candoiidae.
UGCCGAGGAGCCGGAAGAGCCAGACGCAGAGAUGUCGAAAGCCAAAGGGCUGUGGACCACCAAGCGCAACGGAGAAGUCAACCUGCGGAUGGACGAGAGCGGCAUGGGCAGCGAGCCGCCCGUCACCAUCCACGAAUUCUUCCUGGCCUCCGCAGACAAGUACGGCGACUUCCCGGCGCUGGCUUCGAAGCAGCAGGGGCAGUGGACCAAGCUGACCUUCCGGCAGUACUACGGGGAGUGCCGCAAGGCGGCCAAAAGCUUCCUCAAGCUGGGCCUGGCGCGUUUCCACAGCGUCUGCAUCCUGGGCUUCAACUCACUGGAGUGGUUCCUCGCCGACAUCGGAGCCAUUUUUGCUGGGGGGUUUGCGGUCGGCAUCUACACCACCAACUCCCCCGAGGCCUGCCUCUACGUCGCGGAGAACUGCGGGGCCAACAUCGUUGUGGUGGAGAACGACAAGCAGCUCCAGAAAAUCCUGGAGGUACAGAAGAAACUGCCUCUCUUGAAAGCGAUCGUCCAGUACAGCGAGGAGAUCAAAGAGAAGAGGCCAAAUCUCUACAGCUGGGACGAGUUCAUGGCCCUGGGCGGCUCUGUCCCGGACGAGCAGCUGGAUAACAUCCUCACUAGCCUGAAGCCCAACCAGUGCUGCACCAUCAUCUACACUUCGGGGACGACGGGGAACCCCAAGGGAGUGAUGCUCAGCCACGACAACAUCACGUGGACGGCCAAGGCCGCUGGGACGUACGUGGGGCUGAAGAUGGCCUUGGAGAGCCAGGAGAGCGUGGUCAGCUACCUGCCACUCAGCCACAUUGCUGCCCAGAUGGUCGACAUUUGGCUGCCGAUCGCCUUUGGGGCGCAAACGUUCUUUGCCCAGCCAGAUGCCCUCAAGGGCAGCCUGGUGGACACCCUCCGGGAAGUGAGACCCACGGCGUUCAUGGGCGUCCCCCGCGUGUGGGAGAAGAUGCAGGAGCGGAUGAAAUCGGCCGGGGCCAAGUCCUCGGCGCUGAAGAGGAAGAUCGCCGUCUGGGCCAAGGCGGUCGGGCUGGAGACAAACCUGAAGCGCCUGAACGGGUCCGCCGAACUCCCCAUGAAUUACCGGCUGGCCAAGGCGCUGAUUUAUAAAAAAGUCCGGAAAGCGCUGGGCCUGGACCGCUGCGACAAGUGCUACACGGGGGCAGCCCCGAUCAUGAGGGAGACUCUGGAAUACUUCCUCAGCCUGGACAUCGUGCUGUACGAGCUCUACGGCAUGAGCGAGACUUCCGGCCCUCACACCGUUUCCCAUCCAAAGUCGUACAAGAUGACAAGCUGUGGCCAGGAGAUCACAGGCUGCAGGACGAUGCUUUGCAAGCCGGACCAGGAAGGAGUCGGCGAGGUCUGCUUUAGCGGGCGCCAUAUCUUCAUGGGCUACCUGAACAUGGAGGACAAAACAAAAGAAGCCAUUGACGCUGAGGGCUGGCUCCAUUCUGGGGACCUGGGCCGGCACGACGAGGAUGGCUUCCUGUACAUCACGGGGAGGAUCAAAGAGCUCAUCAUCACUGCGGGGGGAGAGAACAUUCCUCCCAUCCCGAUUGAAGAUGCUGUCAAGGAGGCCGUCCCCAUUCUCAGCAAUGUCAUGUUGGUGGGGGACAAAGCCAAGUACCUCGUCAUGCUGAUGACCCUAAAGAGCAAAGUGAACUUAGAAACGGGGCUGUCCGAGGACGAGCUGACGCCAGAAGCCAUCAUGUUCUGCCAGAAGCUGGGCAGCAAAUCCACAAAAGUCUCCGAAAUUGUGGGGAACAAAGACCUGGCUGUGUAUACCGCCAUCCAGAAGGGGGUCUUGAAAGUCAAUGAGCAUGCCACCUCCAACGCGCAGAAAAUCCAGAAGUGGGUCCUCCUUGACAAGGACUUCUCCAUCCAGACUGGAGAGCUAGGCCCCACGAUGAAGCUGAAGAGGCCAGUCGUAGCCAAGAUGUAUCAGGAGCAGAUACAGCAACUCUACUUAGAAGCACCAAACACCAGUAACUUCUGAGCGAGGGAGCCCUUAUUUCAGCCUGCCUCUAUCCGAAGUCCAGCAUCUUUACGGGAUCCUGUUUUCAGACGAGGUGCAUCAUCUCCCCCUUGAUAAAUGAGGUUUUCAAUAAAGGCGGCUUCCUGUCCUCAGCCGUCUUUUUCUCUCGCGUUCCCCCAAGGCGCUUCGGACUCUUGGUCUGCUGGUGGGGAGCGUCUAGAAGACCCUCACCGGCUGUUUGGACCCAAAUGUGCAUCUUCCCGACAUGAAUGUACCGACCUCAGGGUCUCUCCUCGGUUUCUCCAGGGGCAGGGUGGGGGGUCUCUAGCGAACCAAAGGAAAACGUUGCAGCAAAGCCACAGACUGAGUGAACACUGUGUGUUCUUGUGGUGCAAUACGAUAGUUCAUUGGGUGAGCCUCUGCAUGGAGCACUCUUCCUCCUUCCACAGAUAUCUGGUGUCUGUGUUGCACAUGUGGUAGAACGCUUGUUCAUGCAAGGAAAACUGUCCCACUUAGUCUUCUACUUGUUUUUCCCUGGGGUGUAUGUUUACGUAGUGAGGUUCCACUUGGGGUGCGCACAGCUCCCUUCGAAGAGCAGGACCUUUUUCAGCAUUGACCUUGGGCAUCACUUCGCCCCUCCUGGGCCACGAAGGUAGUCCGUUAAGGGGCUCAUGGGGCUAAUUUCCUGGGGUUUCGAGGAAGAAGGAAGGGGCAGAAGACUAUUCUCUCCACUUUGCCCUCUGUGCUACAAGCAUCUUGGGAACACGAUUGGAAACUUAGGCGAGCCUCAGUCCCGAAUCUGGUUCUUACGACUCAGUCAAAGCUUAGCCUGCACUUGCUGUUCUGUGUGAACGUGAGACUUAGCCUCCAGCUGAAUUGUUGGGGGAGGUUAGGCUAGUCAGCUGUGCCCCCCCCCCCAAGUCUAUAUAAAACUGCAAGUAAUGCUCCUGAUGCAAAAACUGCUCAGCUUAUCCGGAGGAGGCAAAAGUGUGCCCUUGUGAAUUGAGCCACUUUUGUGCAAAGAGGCUUGUUUAACUGGGUGUUCGGUAGAAUUACAGAGUAGGUGAGGAGGCACUGGACCAGUGGGGAGGGAUGUCUAAAGAAAGUGUGGGAUGGAAUCAUGGACAGUAAUAAGCUAAAAUAAAUCCCUUUUAGCUUAAAGUGUAACCGCUGGGGGCCACAUUCGAUAUGGGAAAGGUCAAUGAGCCUGCUCUGUUUUUUUGGGAAGGCUGUUAAGUAAAUAUUGCAAUGAAGGGUCAUCUCUUCUUCCUAUAAAUGUAGUAUAGAAGUUCCCUGUAAUUUAUGAUUUGGGCUGCAAAGUAAACAGGUUCACCGUGACUGUGUCUUAAGGAAUCAAAUGGGCUGAUUUGUCAGUUUUUAUUAGGAGUGAUUUUUCUUGGUGUUUUCAAGGCUGUCAAAAGCUGCGAUGGUCACCACAUAUUGUAACAAGAAGAUCUUUAAGUUAAGGAUUUUAGGGUUUUGUAAAAUGUUCAGAUUUUGGCUCAGAGCCUGGGACCCUUUGUGCUCACCUUUUCCUUGCAAAUGUGGUUACGUUAUGGUGAGCUUUUAAGCCAGCCUUCCCCAACCUGGCGCCGGCACAUAUUUUGGGGACUGGCUUCCUGAACUCACAGCUUCUGCAAGGGGAAUCCCAGCAAAUCAGGAUGCAGAAGGUAGAGGAAGCAAUUUUAAGUUGAAAUUCUGGGUAUUGGCUGAGGCCAUUUCGGCUUUUUUCCGCACCUCCGUUUAAGGGUAAGCUGUUGUUUUUGUGAUCCCAGGUUUGUAUAAGGCCUUUUUGAAUCAUGUCAGGACAAUAUUUCCAAAUAAAAAAGAUGCAACUCCAAA